Molecule: messenger RNA, 3767 nt
Organism: Etheostoma cragini (Arkansas darter)
Lineage: Eukaryota; Metazoa; Chordata; Actinopteri; Perciformes; Percidae
Exons: 9
Coding region: 222-3704 (1160 amino acids)
Biological process (GO): meiotic chromosome segregation
Cellular component (GO): chromosome, centromeric region; nucleus
Source: RefSeq, a predicted model, not a curated record
UGUCCGUGGCGGACUUUUCGUUUAUGUUCAAAAUAGAAUGAGCAGCUUUUCCCUGUUUCACACGAUGAAUUUACGUUUUUAGGCUCAUGAAAGAUUAGCUUACUUUAAUCAAUUCACGGUAGCCAACAAGCACUUUUGGUUGAGCAAUGUCUUACGCUGCUUGACGUUUAAUAACGGUUAUUUAUUUUGUCAGUCAGGAAGCCCUUCAUAUUUAUCCAGCAAUGUUACCUAUGAGGACCAUGAUGACGCCUGUCAAGCCUUCCCAGAAAACUGCAGCUGCAACAAAGAUCAAAAAUAAGAUUCUAAAUACCUCCUCCUUCUUCAAGGUCUCUUUGAAGACCAACAACAAGGCCCUAGCGCUUGCCUUGGAGGCCCAGAAGGAGAGGAGCAGGCAGCUGGAGAAGGGGAUUGUGUUCUAUCAGAGACAAGUGAAGGCUCUGUGCUUCGAGCUGUCCACCAAUAAAUACAAGCAAAGGAAACUGCUCCUCCUCCUGAAAACCUUCCACAGCAACACUCUGCAGCACUUUAACAUGGUGGCUGACCUGUUCCCAGACAGUGAUCAUCCUAAACCGUCUGAGGACAACACAACUUUAUCUGGCGAUAUUGAAGAAAAUCCUAUAGUGGCAAGUCUUACAGAUCAGUUACCUCCUCAGCCAGACAUUUUAGGGAAUUUGUUGUGUCCCCUUGGAAAAGUGACUGCUGACUUGCCUGAAAAAAACAUUGGCGCAAAUGUCUUAAAUAUCCAGAACAGACCCAGGGAGGUCCCUGACAUUUUCUGUGAUAACGUAGAUGCUGAGAAAAGGCAUUCAAGCCAGCUUAUACAAGCUCCCCAGACAGAAAAAUCCCGUCCAUCCAGCAGCCUUAGGGAUGAAGUGGAGAGGCUUUCAUCGAUGUUCUCUCAAACUGUAUUUGAUAUCAAGUUGGUCCCCUGUCUUACUAACAGUCAAAUCCCCUCAGCUGUAAGCGUGUGUGAUAAAUCUCAGCCACAUCUUUCUGACGAUGUUCCCCUACCAAGUGGCUCAUUCAUGGAAAUAGAACCAGAACAUGGUAACAAACAAGAGAAGACUGUGCUUCUGAAUACAACAAUGGAGAUGACGCAAAUUAAUGCUCCUGAGAUAGUUACUGUAGAAACCAAGGCCAAAAAAACAGGCCGUUCUGGCAAGCCGAAAAACAGGAAGAACAAGGAACAAGCCUGUGGGUCAAGUGUGGCUGAAAAUCCACAGGUGAAAAAGUCUGCAGAUUCUAGGUUGAGUGAGGUUCAGAGUGCACCCACUGGCACGUUGAUACAAACAGAUGGCCAUGCACUAGAGGAUAACACACACUCAGCAUCAGGGUCACCCAAAACACAGUGUAGGCAUGUCAUCACAUCCCGCAUUCCCAAAUUUUGCAAGUCUAAAGCCGGCAACAGUCAGAAAAGGCUAAAGGACAAAUUAAAAUCCUCUGACCUUACCAAGUCAAAACCGGAGUCCCCGGACAUUGCUAUGCCGGACGUGGACGAUUAUUUCAUGGAUCCUAAAAAUGAAUUACCAAAAGCCAGCAAAGGUGUAAAAUUACCACAGGAGAUCAAUACGACCGAAGAGGCCACGUCCAAUAUCACAUGCCGGAGGUCCAGGAUUAAAGGCAGGAGCGUGUCUUCGGUCCCCAGGAAAACAUUUGUCAGUUUGCAUCCACUAUCACAGGAAAGUGAGUGCAGUCUGUCCAUAUUGGAACAGGUCCACAACAAAGUGGAAGAAGUUGUUAAGGGAAAAUAUGAAGCAUGCAAAGACCAAGAACUUCUGGAAGAUUUACUGAUUUGUGCAGAUAAAGUCACACGUACAGAUUUACAACAUGAGGACAAUAAUCCACAGCACAAAAUAAAGACAAAUUUUGGGGGAAGUCGGAGAUCAAGAUGCAGAGGGACAUUUGUUGUCUCAGUGGCCAGAGAUGACCCACGGAACGGAGCAUCAACAGCAGAAGGUGUCGUAGAGCAGGACCUAACGCCUUCUACAGGAUCCUCAGACCGGGAGAGCAUGGAUGCAGUUGUUGUUGUUACAAAACAUUCAGAAUCAAACCAGCUCAGCGAUGGAGCCCUUGUCAGGGAAACUCCGAGCUCUUGUAAGCGUCCUUGGUUGGCCACUCUGGAUUCAGGAAGCCCUCACGAUGAUUUGAGUAGCAACAAUAAUCAUGAAGUACCGCCUCUGGACAAAGACCGCACUUCAGGAACAGAGUUUCAAAAACCUAAAAAAGCCAGAGGAGAAGAAACGAGUCGAUCCAGUAAGAACAGAGUCUUGCAGAGGGAGGGGAGUGUUGAUCAUUCAAAUGACAGGACAAAGAAGGGAAAAAGUAGCCGUAGCAACAACAUAUUUGGAUCCAAAUUGGAACAGGUCCACAAUGAAGUGGAAGAAGUAGUUAAGGGAAAGUAUGAAGCAUGCAAAAACCAAGAACUUCCGAAAGAGUUCUUGCUUUGUGCAGAUAACUUCACACAUCCAGAUUUAGAACAUGAGGACAAUAAUCCACAUCACAAAAUAAAGUCAAAUUCUUGGGGAAGUCAGAAAUUGAGAUGCAGAGGGACAUUCGUUGUCUCAAUGGCCAGAGAUGGCACCUCACCAAACACACCAUCAACAGCAGAAGGUGCCUUGGAGCAGGAGUUAACGCCUUCUACAGGAUCCUCGGACCGUGAGACCAUGUAUGAAGUUGUAAUGAAACAUUCCAAAUCAAACCUACACAGGCACAGUAAUGGCGUUUUUGGCAAGGAAACGCCAAGCCCCUGUCAUCGUACUAUGCUGGCCACUUUGGAUUCUGAAAGCCUUCAAGAGGAUUUGAGUAGCAACAAUAACCUUGAAGUACCGCAGCUGGACAAAGACCGCACUUCAGGAACAGAAGUUCAGAAACCUAAAAAAGCCAGAAAAGAAGAAACGAGUCGAUCCAGUAAGAAGAGAGCCUUUCAGAGGGAAGAGUGGGUUGGUCAUUCAAAUGAAAGGAAAAAGAAGGGAAAAAGUAGCCGUAGCAACAACAGAUUUAGAUCUGAGGAUGAAGCAUGUUAUCUUGAGGGCAGCGGUGAUGCCUCACCUGUCUGUCAUAUAGAUGGUCCUGACAGAAACUCCAAACAAUUAGAUGUUUUACGGGUGGUUGACUCACAUUCCACGAUCAGUGAAAAGGAUGAAAUCUUUGAACAUUUGUUUGAUUCAAAACUCAACGAGUCAAAGUCCAAAAGGGCUCAGAAUGCAAAACGGUGUAGACAGACUUUCAACCUCCAAACAACCACAGAAACCAGAAAUCCAAGGGAAACCAGUGAUGAUGCAGUUCAUCAGAAACUGGGACACCUGCUGAUGGAUGAGAUGCCACCGUGGCUGGACAUAGAUGUCAGCGUUGCUGACACAGAGGUUGGCUCUUUACUCACAAGUCCGAGGAGGGAGACAUCAAGCAUGGUGGCUGUGAUCGAGGAGUCUGCAGCUUUCACGACUGAUUAUUCUCCAGCAGGAGGAGUCCUUACAUCUCUAACGAACACCGUUGCAACCCCAGACAGGGAAAACGAGGGGAGAACCAGGAGGCGUAAAGGCGUCAUCAGUUACAAGGAGCCGACCCUCAACAGCAAAAUGAGGCGUGGAGAUAAAUUUACCGACACCGAGUUUCUGAGUUCUCCGGUGUUUAAGGACGGAAAGAAAAAGAAGAAGCAACAGCAGAAGACAAAUCCAAAGUUGGAUGGAUCCGUUUUUAUGAACUGAUUAUUAUCAUUAUUAUUUCAAGUUGUUGGUUUUCUUAAGAUUAAUAAAAUCCUUUUGAUCUUG